AUGAACUCGAACAUAAAAAACUUAUCAAAUGAUACAGAAAAAACUUUUAAUGAUACACAAGAAGAGAAUAAUGAAAUAAUAGACGAUAAUAAUAAUGAAAACAACAAUAAUAAUAAUAAUAAUAAUAAUAAUAUAUUAAAUAAAGAAAUUGAAAUAAUAAAUAAUAAUAUUAAUAAUAAUAAUAAUAGUGAAAAUUCAACAGAAAUUGAUAACUCAACAGCAAGUAAUGGUGAUAAUAUUUCAGAGAUUGAUUCUACACCAUCAUCACCAUGUGUAUUUAGUUCAUCAUCAGCUUCAUCAUCAUUUUCAAAUUUAGGAUCUUGCAUAUCAACAUCAACAUCAAGUUCAACCAAUAAUUUAAUAUCAUCAACCAAUUCAUUACAACAACAAAUUCAAAGACAAACUAAACCAAAGAAAAUCAUUGAAGGUGAAUUAAUAAAGAGAGGACAUAUAUUCCCAAGUUGGAGGACUAGAUGGUUUAGGAUUGAAAAUGGAUUUCUAUUAUAUUUUAAAAGUAAAAAUGAACCUGAACCAAUUGAUAGAGUUCCAUUAAGAGGUUCAAGAGUUUCAAAAAAACCAUUUCAUGAUAGACCAAAUACUUUUGAAUUAAUUGCAACAACAAAAAUGAAAAUAUUUUUACUACAAGCAAAAGAUGUUGAUGAAUUGGAUUUUUGGAUGGAUGAAAUUAUCAAAGAAACUGAAUUUGCAAGAAGUUUAUAUUCAAGAACUGUUUCAUAA
Molecule: messenger RNA, 738 nt
Organism: Dictyostelium discoideum AX4
Lineage: Eukaryota; Evosea; Eumycetozoa; Dictyosteliales; Dictyosteliaceae
Exons: 2
Coding region: 1-738 (245 amino acids)
Source: RefSeq, a predicted model, not a curated record